Messenger RNA from Arachis ipaensis, 1620 nucleotides. The record is from RefSeq and is a predicted model, not a curated record. NCBI's taxonomy places the organism in Eukaryota, Viridiplantae, Streptophyta, Magnoliopsida, Fabales, Fabaceae.
AUGGAUCUUUCUCUCUGUUCUCUUUCUCUCUUCUCUCUGCCUUCAAUCACUGCCGAUCUUAGCCACCGCCCGUCGCCGUCCAUCACCACUGGUGGUCACCGCCGCUCAUCACCACAGUUCCCUCUUUUUUCUGCUCAGUUCAUCAUGUCAACUUCUAGACCAGCCCGUAAUUCUGAUGCCCCUGCCUCUACCCCUGUCCCUGCCCCUGUCCCUACCUCUGCCUCUGCUGGCCAUGCUGCUGGAACUGCUGCUCGUCCUGCAGCUGCUAUCCGUGCCAGUAGGAUUGAUCCAGGGUGGAAAUAUGUUACUGCUGUAGAAGAGAGAAAUACCAAUGACAUCAUAUGUAAUUUUUGUGGAAAAAUUACGAGAGGAGGAAUUACACGGGCAAAGGAGCACUUAAUGAUUAAGCCUGGGAAUGUUGCUGGAUUUCUACAACCAGAAAAAAAAAAUCGUGGAAGACAAAGUUCUACGCCGGCAAGCACUGAGGAACAUAGUGUCAAUGCUAGGGAGCUUGAUUUAGAUAGUUUGGGUUUUGGAUUGUCAGAGGAAGAUGCUCAAGGAAUUGAUGAAAUUCCAAAUCCAACUCCAAUAGCAGCAGCUAGAGGGGGGGCAAGUUCUAUGAGAGGUCCAAUGGACUUGUUUAUGAAAAGACCUAAAACUGCCAUUGCAAGAAACAAAAAGGAGAAAUUGAGGCAACAGAAUAUCAAGGAAGCAUGUAAUAAGGAAGCGGUUUGUAGAGUUCAUCGAUACAUAGCCCGGUGGUUCUACCAAGCUGGGAUUCCAUUGAAUCCAGUGAGGUUGAAGAGUUUUCAAGAAAUGUUGUGGGCUAUUGGAAGCUUUGGUCCUAAUUUACCUGCUCCCACUUAUCAUGCUCUAAGGGUGCCACUCCUUAAUGAGAAAUUAGAAUACACCAAAGACUUGUUGAAGGGUCAUAAGGAACAACGAGAAAAGUAUGGCUACUCUAUUAUGUCAGAUGCUUGGACGGAUAAGAGACAACAGAGCAUUAUCAAUUUUCUUGUAAACUCUCCUGCUGGGACAAUGUUUUUGAAGUCUAUUGAUGCCUCUGAUUAUGUGAAGACGGGUGAAAAAAUGUUUGAGCUUCUUGAUGGUAUUGUUGAGGAAAUUGGGGAGCAAAAUGUUGUUCAAGUUGUAAUUGACAACGGGAGCAACUAUGUUCUAGCUGGUAAGUUGUUGAUGGAGAAAAGACCGAAUUUGUUUUGGACCCCGUGUGCUGCCCAUUGUUUGGAUUUGAUGCUUGAAGACAUUGGGAAGUUACCGUUAAUCCAAAAAACCAUAAAAAGUGCCAUUUCUUUGGUUAGCUUCACUUAUAGCCACUCUAGCACUUUAUCCAUGUUGAGACAAUUCACAAAUGGCAAGGAAUUGGUGAGGCAUGCAGUCACCCGAUUUGCCACUUCAUUUUUCUCUUUGGAAAGGCUUUAUGAGGAGAAAGGAAAUCUAAGAAGAAUGUUCACUUUGGAUGAGUGGGUAAGGAAUAAGUUGUCAAGGGAGGCAAAGGGGAGGAAGGAAACAAAGAUUGUUAUUAGGCCCUCCUUUUGGAAUCAUGUCAAGUACACCCUUAAGAUCAUGGGGGCCUCUUAUUCGGGUGCUUCGACUUGUUGA